AUGGACAGUGCAGAAUUCGAUUUAAAUAAUACUCUUCUCUCUUCAUCUUCGAUGUCAUCCAUCGAUUCCGAUGAUUACGACAAAGAACUUCGACUAGCUGCCGAACUUGGUCGCUGCUUGCUGGAGCGUAAUCAUGAGCUACAAAAUUAUAUUAAUCUUCUACAGAAACAAUUCGAUGAUAAGCAAUCGGAUAUGAAGUUAUUACAUUCGAAAUAUCUUGCUCUACGAGAACAGCUUGAAGCUAAAUGUAAACAAAAUGAAUUAUUAGACGCAGCAAAUGUUGAUCUCGAACAGGAACUUCGAUUACAACGACAUGAAAACGAGAAAAAUCGUCAACAUGUGAAGGAAUUGUUCGAUCUUUGCGAGAAAACACGAAAGCAAUGUCAUGAUAUUGAACACGAGUAUGGAAAAUUUCGGACGAAACAGUUCACAUCGUAUUUUCAUUUGAAACAAACGAAUUCUCCUUAUCAAACUUCGACUUUUUCUACACCGGUAUCGAGUAAACGACAACGAUCAAAUUCAUUUAGUCUAAAGCCAGUACCGAUUACUCCAACAUCUGUUAUUUCACCAGUAUCGCCGAAUCUAUUCGAUACUUCGCACACAUCGAUCUUUAAAUCUCAUCUAACAGAUCUAAAAUUACGUAUUAAUUCUUUGACAAUGGAAUGUUCCUCUCUGAACGAUCAACUACUUCAAUCCGAACAAGAAAAACUAGAUCUUGUGGAUCGUAUUACGCAAUUAGAGCGACAUUAUCGUGAUGAUAGUGAUUCUCUUCAAAACGAGAUCAAUUCCUAUCGAAAACUACUCGAAAAAUCUUCUCAUGACAACACGAAAUUUCUCCCAUCGAACAUCUAUUCACCAUCCGAACAUGAUCUCUCUUUGUACGACGAAGUUUCUCUAGAAAGUAAACCAUCGAAAUCUUCUUAUGAACCGACAAAUUACAAAGAUUUAUUCGCACGUGUCUACGAAAAACUGAAAACAAACGUUAGCAACAGUCCAAAAAUGACCAAUCAUUGA
Molecule: messenger RNA, 1014 nt
Organism: Adineta ricciae
Lineage: Eukaryota; Metazoa; Rotifera; Eurotatoria; Adinetida; Adinetidae
Source: the annotation of a GenBank genome assembly